Echinococcus granulosus is the source of this 1950-nucleotide messenger RNA. RefSeq lists its product as hypothetical. Gene Ontology annotation, biological process: regulation of DNA-templated transcription. The record is from RefSeq and is a predicted model, not a curated record. Lineage: Eukaryota; Metazoa; Platyhelminthes; Cestoda; Cyclophyllidea; Taeniidae. Gene Ontology annotation, molecular function: sequence-specific DNA binding; DNA-binding transcription factor activity. The coding region runs from base 1 to 1950 and encodes 649 amino acids. The transcript is spliced from 6 exons.
AUGUAUGCCGCGGCCGCCUGCUGUCGUCGCCACCACCGCUUCUGCUUCUGCUGCUAUUACUACGACGACUCAGAGGCAGUAGCAACAGUCGUUGUCGUGGCCGUCGUCCGGCGUUGUGUUAGUAGUAGUGCGUCCGCGCGUGCUUAUCUACGUGCGCGCGUGAAUACGUGCGUUGAACGGCGCGGUGCGGAUGACAGUCAAAACAAUUCGCCCAUUGCACCCACAUCCACACGCCCACACACCCACCCACCCCGCCUGCCGUUCGCCGCCGGUCGGUGGGUUGGUCCGUUCGUCCGUCCCUCGGCUUUCCCAUCGCGUCGUGCUGCGGUGCGUUGCUUCGGGCGGCUGGCCAAUUUGUUCCGACAAUCUGUUCCCUCCCGGGGCGGGACAGACUCAGACACGAUGCGCGCGUCCUCCUUUUCUGCGUGUAUACUUCGAGCGGAGCCAGUAGUAGUUGUGAGAAUCGGUGUCUCUAAGCUUGUCAAUUUCUCUAUUCUCCCAUUCUCUCGUUGUACCACGUGCUGUCGAUGUGAAGCCUCUUUGCGACAUGCGACAGUGGAGCUCACCUCGCUCUCCUUUUGGCAGACACAAAGUCUAAAUUCGGUGUCGCCGGUAGCUGUUAACUCCAUACGUCACAACCUAUCGCUUCAUGACAAGUUCGUCAAGUGUCCAAAAGCCUCCGAAAGUUCCAAGUCGUCCUACUGGCGCCUCAACGCCAACUCUCUUAACCGUCCCUACGUGCGUCGACGGACGUGCUCCCUGGACACAUCAGGAAGCGUUGCUGGUGGCGGGGGCGGCGGUGUCGGAGGCAAGAAGGCGAAGUCCCGUCUUGGUGGUGGAGGUAGCGGAGCAGCGAGCUCUGCCUCGGCUGCUAAGCGGGCUGCACAGAUAGCUGCUGCUGCCACCGCUGCCGGUGGCGGAGGAGGUGGAAGCGGGGGUCGAGGAGAGAUGAAAUCGGGCGGUGCAUUGUACGGCGGUGAUAAUCUUCUCUCCACUCUACAAUCGAGCGGAAGCUCCGCCGCUGCUGUCCGCUCCCACCUAAAUAGCCUUUCCUCGGGCAUCGUGAGUGCCUUUAGCAUUCCCGGUGGUGGAGGUAGCGACACGUUGCUUGGGCUCAAACCCGACCCAGGUUCAGGGCUUAACCAUCAUCCCUGGACUAAUUCGGGUUUCCUUGCCGAUCGGAAACCACCCAAUGAUGAGAUUAGUGCUUUAUGCAAAAUGCAGACGAGCGAUUCGGUCAGUUCGGGUAGUUUGAGCUUGAUGAGCAGUGGUGGUGGCGGUGGCUAUGAGUUUCAAGUUCCGCGUCCACCUCCCUCCUCCUCCACGCGUUCAAGUUUUUCCUCCUCAGGGAUUGGUAGUGACCGAGGCUCUUCGUUUUUCUCCCCUCCUCCACCACCACUGCCACCACAAUCGAGCCGGUACCACCACCAUCAGGCCUUUUCCCAAGACCAACAGCAGCGGUAUGGAUCCCUCUGUGAUGCUUCUCCUACCGCUGCCUCCACGAGCACCACUCCCACCACCACCUAUGAUCACCUGACGGGCAUCCUUACCGGCUCGGCCGAGUGUCUAGAUGGUGGUGCAGAUCCCUUCCUCCGCGACGAUCCACAUCAGUUGCAACAUCACCACCAACCACCACCGCCAUCUAUGUCACAUCAUCAUCAACAUCACCACCAUCACCAACAUCCACCACUGCCACCACCAACAAACUCACACCUGCACAACCUCUUGAUGUGUGGUGAUUCGUCAGGCGAAGUGCCGGGCUCGGCACUAUCUUCAACGAUCCAUGGAAGUGGUGAACAGCAACAACUACUAAGUUCUCAGGACGCCAUGGAGCUGCGAAUCAGUCUCGAGAUCGCGAAUCGGGUCAAGUCAGGCGAGAUGAGCAGCACCAUGCAACAAUGGGCGGCAGUGGCGGCGUCGGCUGCACGAACCGUGGAGAAUGGUGUUUGA